Molecule: messenger RNA, 1041 nt
Organism: Parathielavia appendiculata
Lineage: Eukaryota; Fungi; Ascomycota; Sordariomycetes; Sordariales; Chaetomiaceae
Product: polysaccharide lyase family 3 protein
Exons: 4
Coding region: 1-1041 (346 amino acids)
Biological process (GO): pectin catabolic process
Cellular component (GO): extracellular region
Molecular function (GO): pectate lyase activity
Source: RefSeq, a predicted model, not a curated record
AUGUACCACUACGCCCUUCUCGGCCUCCUGCCGGUCGCCCUCGGGUGCCUCAACCCCGAGAGCAAUGCCUGCGCCAGCUACAUCAGCGCCAACGCGGCCACGGCCUCGCCCUUCUGCGCCACCUUCACCCAGAGCAAGGUGACAGCCACGACCGGUCUUCCCGCGUGGGCCACCAACUGCGGCAACAAGCCGAGCCUGCUCUCCAAGGAGUGCUCGUGCUACUACACAGGCGGCGCCGCGCCCCCAACCUCGACUGCCAAGGUGACUACGACUGCCAAGCCAACGACAACUGCUGCCACUUCCAAGCCCACCACCCUCGUCACCACGACCAAGGCCACGGUGGUGGUGCCCUCUGGCGUGACGACGACGCUGCCCCAGAGCGCAGGCGCCACUUCCACGUCGGCUGCCAUCGUUGUCCCCGCCGGCCAGAGCUACGACGGCGGCAUGAAGAAGUUUGACCGUUCCCCCGCCACUUGCCAGGGCCAGUCCGAGACGGGCGAGGCUGAUGCCAUGUUCAUCCUCGAGAACGGCGCGACUCUGUCCAACGUCAUCAUUGGCCCCAACCAGGCUGAGGGUGUCCACUGCAAGGGCACUUGCACCCUGAUCAACGUCUGGUGGGAGGAUGUCUGCGAGGAUGCCAUGACCUUCAAGCAGUCGAGCGGCACGUCGUACGUGAUUGGCGGCGGCGCCUUCCACGCUUCGGACAAGGUGCUCCAGUUCAACGGGUUCGGGACGGUCAACAUCAAGAACUUCUACGUUAAGGACUACGGCAAGGUGGCGCGCAGCUGCGGCAACUGCUCCAACAACGGCGGGGCCCGCCACGUCGUCAUGGACAACAUUGUCGCCGUCGACGGCGGCGUGCUGUGCGGCAUCAACACCAACUACGGCGACACGUGCACCAUCACCAACAGUUGCCAGGACGACGGCAAGACCUGCGACCGCUACACGGGCAACAACAGCGGCAAGGAGCCCACCAAGAUCGGCAGCGGACCUGACGGCACCUACUGCAAGGUCAGCAACCUCAGCACCAGCUGCACCUAA